Molecule: messenger RNA, 1413 nt
Organism: Mustela lutreola (European mink)
Lineage: Eukaryota; Metazoa; Chordata; Mammalia; Carnivora; Mustelidae
Gene: DAPK2
Product: death associated protein kinase 2
Exons: 12
Coding region: 156-1268 (370 amino acids)
Biological process (GO): positive regulation of apoptotic process; protein phosphorylation; intracellular signal transduction
Cellular component (GO): cytoplasm; nucleus
Molecular function (GO): protein serine/threonine kinase activity; ATP binding
Source: RefSeq, a predicted model, not a curated record
CCUCCAGCCAGCGCCUGGGACGGGGCCGCCGCUCCGCCCUCUCGGCUGCUCCGCGGCUCCGCGGGCGGGCAGCCGGCCGGGAGCAGAGCAGAGCCGUGCGGCGCGCACCCCGUCGCGUCCGCCGUGCCCGUCCAGCGCAGCCUCUCGCCGGCUGUAUGCUCCAGGCCUCAAUGAGGAGCCCAAACAUGGAGACGUUCAAACAGCAGAAGGUGGAGGACUUUUAUGACAUCGGAGAGGAGCUGGGCAGCGGCCAGUUUGCCAUUGUGAAGAAGUGCCGAGAGAAAAGCACAGGGCUGGAGUACGCGGCAAAGUUCAUAAAAAAGCGGCAGAGCCGGGCCAGCCGGCGGGGCGUGAGUCGGGAAGAAAUCGAGCGGGAGGUGAGCAUCCUGCGGCAGGUGCUGCAUCCCAACGUCAUCACGCUGCACGACGUCUUCGAGAACCGCACCGACGUGGUGCUCAUCCUGGAGCUAGUGUCGGGAGGAGAGCUCUUUGACUUCCUGGCCCAGAAGGAGUCGCUGAGUGAGGAAGAGGCCACCAGCUUCAUCAAGCAAAUCCUGGAUGGUGUGAACUACCUUCAUGCCAAGAAGAUUGCUCACUUUGAUCUCAAGCCAGAAAACAUUAUGUUGUUAGACAAGAAUAUUCCCAUUCCACACAUCAAGCUGAUUGACUUUGGCCUGGCUCAUGAAAUAGAAGAUGGAGUUGAAUUUAAGAACAUUUUUGGGACGCCAGAAUUUGUUGCUCCAGAAAUUGUGAACUACGAGCCACUGGGACUGGAGGCUGACAUGUGGAGCAUAGGCGUCAUCACCUACAUCCUCCUAAGUGGAGCAUCCCCUUUCCUGGGAGACACGAAGCAGGAAACGCUAGCAAAUAUCACAGCCGUGAGUUAUGACUUUGACGAGGAAUUCUUCAGCCAGACCAGCGAGCUGGCCAAGGACUUCAUUCGGAAGCUUCUGGUUAAAGAGACCCGGAAACGGCUCACAAUCCAAGAGGCUCUCCGACACCCGUGGAUCACGCCGGUGGACAACCAGCAAGCCCUGGUCCGCAGGGAGUCUGUGGUCAACCUGGAGAACUUCAAGAAGCAGUAUGUCCGCAGGCGAUGGAAGCUCUCCUUCAGCAUCGUCUCCUUGUGCAACCAUCUCUCCCGCUCCCUGAUGAAGAAGGUGCACCUGCAGCCAGAUGAGGAUCUGAGGAAUUGUGAGAGUGACACAGAGGAGGACAUCGCCAAGAGGAAAGCGCUCCACUCCCGGAGGAGGAGCAGUACCUCCUAGCUGGCCCGGCUCUCUCUGCGCAGACUCUGGGUCCCCUCUCGUUACCAGUGCCCAGGCAUUCUGUAUCCCUGAACACUUUGCAAGACAGAUGGGCCUGCGGAAUUCAGAAGACUUUAGGGAGGAGCAAGGAGCCCCUGGGAGCAGU